GCGGCGGUACCACAUGGCUCGUUCCGGCCGUGGGAAGCGUCGCCGCGAGGAGGACGAGGACGACGAGGACGAGCCGUCGCGCGCCCAGGCGCGCGCGGAGUCCGAGAGCGACGACGAAGCGGGCCGCGAAUCGGACAGCGAGGGCGACGAGCGCAGCGACGACUCAUCCGGCGAGUCGGACGAGGAGGAGGAGGGCCUCUUUGUGGCGUGCCAGGAGGGGAGCCUCGACGACCUCAAGGCGAUGGAGGAGGCCGGCGCGCUCGAGGUCAACCGGCGCGACCGCGAGGAGGGCGACACGCCCAUCUCCGUCGCCUGCCGCUGGGGCCACCUGCCGGUUGCGGAGUGGCUGCACAGCCGCGGCGCAGCGCUCGACUCGCCAAACAGGGCGGGCGAGGCUCCGAUCCACGAGGCGGCGAUCCACGGCUCUCCCGAGCUGAUCGCGUGGCUGCUGAGCGCGCUCGGGCCCGCCGCCGCCUCCGAGAUCGAGCGGCGCGCGCGAGGGAGGGCGUGGGAGGCGCGAGGCUGCGGGGCAUGCAACACCGAGGCGGCCAAGGCGCCGCCCGACGCGGCUCGGGACGCGCUGCUCGAGGCCGGCGCGUCGGCCGCGGCGGUGGACGAGAGGGGGCACACGCUGCUGCACCUUGCCGCCUCGAACGGGCGGAACGAGACCGCCGCCGUCGCGCUCGAGGCGAUGGAGGCGGGGAGGCUCGAGGCGGUGGAGUGGCUGGUCGGGAGGGGCGCCUCCGUCGACUCGGCGGACGGCGGCGGAGUGCGGCCGCUCCACUACGCGUCUGCGUCGGGUCUGGGCACAGGCGACGCGGCGACGGCGCUGUGGCUGAUCGAGCACGGCGCUGCGGUGGGCGAGGCGAGCGACGCAGGCACUUUGCCGCUGCACCGCGCGAGAAGCUCCGACCCGCCCCCACAGCACGUGGAGCUGUGCGAGCUGCUCGCCGCGCGGGGCGAGCCGGUCGAUUCGGUGAACGGGGACGGCUGCUCCGGGCUCGUGCAGGCGUGCGCGGCGGGCCACCUCCCGCUGGUGCAGUGGCUGCUCCCCCGCGCCCCAGGCUUGCUCGAGAUGGCGGACGGGCGCGGAGCGACGCCUCUGGUGUACGCGUGCGAGCAAGGCCACGCGGAGAUCGCCGAGUGGCUGCUCGAGCAAGGCGCGGCACCGGGCGACGAGGCGGCGCAGGCGGCGGCAGAGGCGGGCCUUGCCGACCUGGCAAAGAAGCUGAAGGCGGCGAAGGCGGCGGCCGCCGCGGCGGGGGGCGAGUAGGUGGUUGUGGGAGGGAGUUGGCUCGUGUUGCUGUCGUGUGCGUGUGGCAACUUGGGGUGACGUCGUAGCCCGCCUGGGUGGCUUGCCGCUUGUGUGUUGAUUUGCGCCGCGAAGCCGAAAGGACGCGUCCGCGGCGAGUUCCGGUGGCGGUGUGGCCGAGGUGUGUGAUAAAAGAUUACACUCA
Emiliania huxleyi CCMP1516 is the source of this 1457-nucleotide messenger RNA. RefSeq lists its product as hypothetical. The transcript has 9 exons. The coding region runs from base 14 to 1273 and encodes 419 amino acids. The record is from RefSeq and is a predicted model, not a curated record. Gene Ontology annotation, molecular function: protein binding. NCBI's taxonomy places the organism in Eukaryota, Haptophyta, Isochrysidales, Noelaerhabdaceae.